Centropristis striata (black sea bass) is the source of this 2097-nucleotide messenger RNA. It is a transcript of the gene myog, whose product is annotated as myogenin. Gene Ontology annotation, molecular function: DNA-binding transcription factor activity, RNA polymerase II-specific; protein dimerization activity; RNA polymerase II cis-regulatory region sequence-specific DNA binding. The record is from RefSeq and is a predicted model, not a curated record. Lineage: Eukaryota; Metazoa; Chordata; Actinopteri; Perciformes; Serranidae. The coding region runs from base 160 to 912 and encodes 250 amino acids. The transcript has 3 exons. Gene Ontology annotation, biological process: positive regulation of transcription by RNA polymerase II; positive regulation of myoblast differentiation; muscle organ development.
UUCCACUCAUCACAAACUCAAGCCGGGGACAGAAGACAGGCACACACACAUACACUCUGACACACGCUUGAAGGCGCAGGACCGAACACAACAUAGAGUACAGCAGUUCCAGGGGAAGCAGGAAUUUUUGUCCCCUUUCACACCACAGCGUUUUCCAGCAUGGAGCUUUUCGAGACCAACCCUUACUUCUUCCCUGACCAGCGUUUCUACGAGGGAGGGGACAGCUACUUCCCCUCUCGCCUGCCUGGGGGGUACGACCAAUCCACCUACCAGGAUAGGAACUCUGUGAUGGGCUUGUGUGGGAGUCUGUCUGGGGCUGUCGGAGUUGGGGUGGCAGGAACUGAGGACAAAGCCUCUCCUUCCAGCCUGUCACCCCACUCCGAGCCCCACUGCCCGGGUCAGUGCCUGCCCUGGGCCUGUAAGCUGUGCAAAAGGAAGACGGUCACCAUGGACCGCCGGAGAGCAGCCACGAUGAGGGAGAAGAGGCGCCUCAAGAAGGUGAACGAGGCCUUCGAUGCUCUGAAGAGGAGCACCCUGAUGAACCCAAACCAGAGGCUGCCCAAGGUGGAGAUCUUGCGGAGCGCCAUCCAGUAUAUCGAAAGACUGCAGGCCCUGGUGUCUUCCCUCAACCAGCAGGACACCGAGACGGGACAGCAGGGACUGCACUACCGAGCCAGCACGGCCCAGCCCAGAGUGUCGUCAAGUGAGCCCAGUUCAGGCAGCACCUGCUGCAGCAGCCCAGAGUGGAGCAGCACUCCAGAGCAGUGCACACAGAGCUACAGCAGCGAGGAUCUCCUGAGUGCUGCUGACUCUCCAGAGCAGGGGAACAUGCGCGCCCUGAGCUCCAUCGUGGACGGCAUCACUGCAGCAGCAGGCGGAGCCGUGGCCUUUCCUGUGGACAUUUCCAAAUAGAUCCUCCACAAGGCGGACCCAUAAGUGCACAGAGAGCCACAGACAUAAAUAUCAAUUGGCAAAGCAUGCUGAUAACCGGUCCAAUUUAAUUUAUUUUUCAGCGUUACUCAUCUGAGUGUCUUAUGCUAAAAUUUUAAAAUAAUGAUUCUAUUUGAGCUAUAACUCUGCUGUUUAAUGGGUCUGCUCACCAAACCGAAUUCCUCCUGUACACAAUGAGGCCUUAUUCCCUUAAUUCCCUGCCUUAUCCUGCGGUCCAGACCUGUCUGUCAGAGCCACAGGAGCUUAGUCAAACUAGAGAUUCAAGGACUUUACUGCAUGAACCCAACACCUAGUUACUAGAGUGGAUCCAUGUCAGGCUUACCUUCAGUCUGACAGAGCCACAGAGGAAUGAUAAAGCCUGGUUUUCUCCAUACUUAAAACUUAUUUAAGUUUUCCUCUUUUCGAAACCUUUCCCUGAUCUUUCAUUCUUUUUGUGUGUGUUUUUAUGCUUAAAAAAACAUGAGUUUAUUUUGUGGGGCCAAUAUGUACCAUGGCAGUUUUGACCAAGAUCUGCUUAAUUUAAACUGGUUAUAAAUGCUAGUGAUGUAAAUACGUUCCCUUUUUCUACAGAGUGGUUUUGCCAUUUUAUUUUUUAUUUUUUGCUAACUUAUUUUUGACUUUUAUAACUAAGAUUGUUGUGUAUUUGUAGAUGUUCUGAAAAGUGAUAUUUUCUGUCCAAUUCUUGCAAUAAAGACCAUUUUCAAUAUCUUGUAUGUGAUUGUCCUUAAAGGUGCAAUGUGCAAUACCUGCCAACAUGCUUCAACGAAAUGGGGGGCAGCGUGUCACCUCCUCCCACCCAGAUUAUGUACAUUUAGACAUGCGUAAUAAAUCUUGAAAUACCUUAUAAAAUGAAAAGGGAAAAUUCCAAACUCCAAAUCUUGCCUCAUCUUAUAAAAGUAAUGCCAAGUGGUUACACUAUGGUAAACUAAUCUACAUUUUUAGUUGGUAUAAUAAACACAACACAAAACAACAACAAAAUAACACUCCUAUUUUAUAAUCUUCUCAUCCAAACCAUAUAUCUACGCCACUUGGAAUGUUUUUCAAUACGGUUUGUUGUCAUUAGUUGCACUAAAGAUGUGUUUCCGCAAAAUAGCCAACAUUAAAUGUUACGAGUCCAAUAAAAAGGUUUAGAGUUCAGCAUGAAAC